AUGACCGCCACAGCGUCACCAAGUCCGACAUUCACAUCAGCACAGGCAAGCGACAUCACCAGUCCAUCAACCCCGGGAGGUGGUGGGCUCUCUCCGUCACUCGAUCUCCAGAGACAAUGCUCGCCGUAUCCCGAUAUCUUCGGAGCCCUGAGAUCGCUCGACGAGAACUGCCUCUCAUCACUCCCCGCGAGUUCUUUCCCAGAUUUAGACGAGCUCUUCGCCUCGGCAGUAGGAAUUCCUCUAGAACAGCAAGGUGAUGCAGCCACCUUCUUUGACUUCACCCUCGACGACACUCGCACGUGUCCAUUCCCUGCCCCGGAGCUCAUCACGCACCCUACAUCUCCCACAUCUGCAGUGCGACCUCACAUCGAUGCCACGCCGACGAUCAGUCGUCCAACCUCGGCCGCCUGCCAAUGCUUGGCUCGUGCUCUUGCGCUGCUAGCCGAUCUCUCCCCAGGCAAUCCGGGGUGCGGCAACGAUCCGGGUGCCACCACGUCCCCACUGCCCGAUUUCGAGCGGGUUCUCGCCCAAAACGAGCAGACCAGUGAGACCGUCCGGAGAAUUCUACAAUGCAACUGUACCAACGACAGCUAUCUCCUCAUCACCCUGUCGCUCGUAGUUUUCCGGGUCAUCGCCUGGUACACCGCGGCCACGGGCGCGGCCUCCGGCGAGGACCCACUCGAGCCCGUCCUGCAGGGCCCCCCCUCCUCCACCGACUGCGCAUGCGAGGAUGAACAGCGCAUUGCCGUACAGCGCAUCCUCUCCAAGCUCGCAGGCGUCCAGGCAUCCGUCGAUCUGCUGUCACAGCGGCUGCGCCGCAUCUCGGAAACGGCGGGGGAGGAGCCGCAAGACACCUGUGACCCUUCGCUGCACAUGACCGGCCCCCUUGCAGGAGGCAUCCAUGCGUUUUUAAAACCUUUCUCGCCCGGCUUGGUGAACACGCUGGAAGCCGAUCUGCGGAAGCGUCUCUGUGACCUGUCAAGGGCUAUUGUGGACCGCUUGCGGAGGUGA
Molecule: messenger RNA, 1011 nt
Organism: Aspergillus aculeatus ATCC 16872
Lineage: Eukaryota; Fungi; Ascomycota; Eurotiomycetes; Eurotiales; Aspergillaceae
Exons: 1
Coding region: 1-1011 (336 amino acids)
Biological process (GO): aflatoxin biosynthetic process; regulation of DNA-templated transcription
Cellular component (GO): nucleus
Molecular function (GO): DNA binding
Source: RefSeq, a predicted model, not a curated record